Molecule: messenger RNA, 5727 nt
Organism: Anopheles stephensi (Asian malaria mosquito)
Lineage: Eukaryota; Metazoa; Arthropoda; Insecta; Diptera; Culicidae
Product: E3 ubiquitin-protein ligase COP1-like
Exons: 4
Coding region: 998-3433 (811 amino acids)
Biological process (GO): proteasome-mediated ubiquitin-dependent protein catabolic process
Molecular function (GO): protein binding; ubiquitin protein ligase activity
Source: RefSeq, a predicted model, not a curated record
AAUUUUCCCCUUUUGUCAACUUGACAGCUUCCUCACGAUGGUGUAACCUGGUCCAUAUUGACGUUCGCGAGAAAAAGAGACCACCUCUUUUGUCAUCGCUUCUUUCCGUUGCGCCUUCCCUUUCGCAGGCUCGCUUCAGGCCGCAAACUUAUUCGCAAACAGUGAGCAGUGUUUACCGGUAGAAGAGAACGCACGCCUGAAAGUGAGAUUGGCUUUAGCGGUAGCGUAGUAGAGGGGAUAUAUAACCUUUUCGCGUAGAAGAAGAAGAAGCACAUAUUGGAUGAAUCUGUUGUGCUGUUAUCUAAAAUUUUGUUAAAUGGCAUUUUUAGUUCGAAGCAGCAUCUGUUCGGUACGGUUUAGUCGCAACUACGCAUCAAUGUCGAAGAAACAGGGUCUGGUUUUGGGUGUUUACUCAUCGGACGGCAAGGAUGAGGUGAAGUUUACCCCUUACGCCCAGAAGUACAACGAAUCAACAGCUGGAAAGUUGCUCGAGCAAAUUAACAUAUCCACUGUUAUGUUCUAAGCCCCCCUUACACCUGAGUGUGGUGUACUCCGUUUUGAAACUGAAUGCGGCCAGUAGAGCCAAUAUUAGUAGAAGCAAACCUGCUACGAGCUUGUAGAUUCGUAGGACAACUACUUGUGAAGUGUGUGUGUGUGUUUGUGUGUCUGUAAAAGUAUAAUAAGAUAGGUUACAUCGCCAAGUGUCCGGUGUGAACUGUGAAUGAGGAUGGUGUGUAGGGCAAGUUCGUUUAAAAACCCAUCCCGAAUCGCAUCGUUUAGUUGACGAGCUGCUGACUUUCAAGCAUAAUAUAGUGUCGUAAAACGUGGGGGAUUUAAGGGCAUAUUUAGUUGUGUGGUGUUCGGUUGCCCGGUUUAUCUGUGACCUAAAAUCGCUGUUUGAUUGUUUUGAUCAUAAUAUAUCGCAAAGUGUUGGUGUCGUGGGGUGUGUAGCCACUACCUCAGUAGCAAAAAGCCCGGCGAUUGACCGGUAAGAAACAUGUCCUCAGGAACGGCGGGAGGUGGCGCAGGAAGUGGCGGAGGAGGAGGUGGAGCCGGCCUGGCUGGCAAUAGUAGUAGUAGCGGCGGUAGUAGCAGCACCAGCGGCAGCAAGAAGCGGCUCGCCACGCUGAACGGCAUCCCGGCGAGCGUCGACGACAAGACGAACGACUUUCUCUGCCCCAUCUGCUUCGAUAUCAUCAACGAGGCGUACAUCACGCGAUGCGGCCACACGUUCUGCCACCAGUGCAUCGCGCGAUCGAUCGACGUCGCGAAAAAGUGCCCCAAGUGCAACUAUCCGCUCGCGUCCCACGAGCACAUUGUGCCGAACUUUCUGCUAAACGAGCUCAUCACCAAGCACCGGUUGAAGGCGGGAAUUUGCGGUGGUGGUGGUGGUGGUGGUGGUCUCCUGCAUCGGCACAAAUCCCUGCCCGGUGAAAACUCACCCCAGUUGCAUGCGGGCGGUGUGGGUGGUGGUGGUGGUGACGCGAUGCCCGGCGGUGAAGGCGACACAUUGAAGCACUUUCUGGCGACGGAAUCGAAAAAGCUCUCCCUGUCGGACGUGAACGUGAUGCUGGAGAUACUGACGCAGCGCAAAACGCUGCUGGAAGCGGAAUCGUGUGCCGCGCAAAACCGACUGCUGCACGAAUUCUUGAAACAUCUGCUGAAGCAGAAGGAACAGCAGCAGCAGCACAUCGCGAACGAGAUCGCACUGAUCCGGAACGAUCUGCUCGACGUGGAGAAGGUGCUGAAGGACGUGCAGAGCAGCUGCCCGACGGUGGCGGAGGUAGAGCAGAGCGUCCGGGACGAACAAGACGAGAAUGUGGUCGCGAUCAAGCGGCAGAUCAUACAGAUCAUAGACACGAUCGAUAAUAUUACGGUGCCGUCGAAUCGAUCGCUGAUCGACGAAACGUGCUCGAACGCGAGCGAAUCGUACGAAGGGUUCAAUCUGCACGGCGCACACCGUGGCCAGGGAUCGCUGGCGGGUUCGCUAUCGUCCACGCCGUCCUCGUUUUUGGCCCGAAAGCAACGGAUGUACCAACACUUUGACGACUUUGUGCAGUGCUACUUUGCGGCUCGGUCCGAAGAUCUGUACUUCGGGAAGGAUCGUUCGUGCAGCUCCGAUUCGCUCGGGGUUGGCGAACGAUCCACCUCGAGCGGUGCUAGCAUCGGUACGGGCACGGGUCUCGGCGGUGGCCUGGGCGGCAGUUUAAGCAGCGACCGGUUAAUGGGUGCCGCCACCGCCUCGAACGCUUCCAGCCAGUCUAAUCUCGACAAUAAUACGCGGUCCAGCGGACGCUCGUCGCUGGACACAUUCCGGGAGAGUUUGAGCAAAUUCUCCAAGUACAGUGCGCUGCGGCCGCUGGCCACGCUCAACUACUCGAACGAUUCGAACUUCGUCUCGACGAUCGUGUCGAGCAUCGAGUUCGACAAGGACAGUGAGUACUUUGCGAUCGCGGGCGUCACGAAGCGGAUCAAAAUCUUCGAUUACUACACCGCCAUCCGGGACGCGGCCGUGGACAUCAACUAUCCGAUCAACGAGAUGACGUGCAACAGCAAAAUUUCCUGCGUCAUCUGGAACAGCUACUUCAAGCAGGUGCUGGCGUCGAGCGAUUACGAAGGCAUCGUUACGAUCUGGGACGUGCAGACGCGCACGCGCACGAAAACGUUCGAGGAGCACGAUAAGCGGUGCUGGUGCGUGGACUUUAACGAGGUCGACACGCGGCUGCUUGCGUCCGGGUCGGACGAUGCGCGGGUGAAGCUGUGGUCGCUGAACGUGGACCAUUCGGUGGCCACGAUCGAGGCCCGGGCGAACGUGUGCUGCGUGAAGUUCAAUCCGAAAAGCUCGUGCCAUUUGGCGUUCGGGACGGCGGACCACUGCGUCAACUAUUACGAUCUGCGCAAUCUGAAGCAACCGCUGUGCCUGUUCAAGGGACACCGGAAGGCGGUAUCGUACGUCAAGUUUCUCAACACGGACGAGAUCGUGUCGGCCAGCACGGACGGGCAGCUGAAGCUGUGGAACAUCAACUCGCCCCCGUUCUGUCUGCGCUCCUUUACCGGCCAUAUUAACGAGAAGAACUUUGCCGGGCUCGCGACGAACAAUGAUUAUUUGGCGUGCGGCAGUGAGGACAACUCGCUGUGCGUGUACUACAAAGGCCUUUCCAAGCAGCUGUUUAACCUGAAGUUUUCGAGCACCGGUGGCAGCACGGGUGGAGGUGGUGGGGGUGGUAGUGGUGGCGCUGGAACGGGAAGUGCCGCCGGUACCGGAAGUGGUAGCAAUAGUAGCUCGCGCACGAGCGGCCUCCAGUCGACCGAUAUGGAGCGCAGCAACUCGGAAGGGAACGAGUUUGUGUCGGCGGUUUGUUGGCGCAAGCAGAGCAACAUCAUCAUUGCGGGAAACAGUGAGGGUGUAAUUAAGAUUCUGGAAAUAGUGUAGAAAGGGUCCGGCAGGUUCAACGGGGCGUGGUAAGGAUAACGCUGCACAAUAAACGAUGGUACGAGCAGGCGCUGUGCAGAAAGGGGCGGAAAGUGCCGUUAUUUAGUGAGUACUUUUGCAACCACCCCAAAAGCAGGGAGGGUGGAUUGUAGUUUUGUAGGUAGGGCAAAGGGACACGGCUGGAAUAAUGCACACCAUGCCAGUAGUGUGUGUGCGUGUGUGUGUAGGGAGAAUUUUUCUAAGGAGAAGAACAGCCAAGCUAACAAGCCCUUAUAUUUCAAAUCGUGGUUUUAUCUUCCAAUGCGCCAGCAUCCCAGUUUUGGAGGUAUAAGCAUAUAGUUGUUAGAAACGAUGAUGCAUAUUGCAUCGGAUGUAUGUAAAUUCGUUUAUUAUACGUCAACAAGCGAGCGUCAGAGGGACGCGAUUCCUUUGAAGUUGAUUUAGUUGACAGUAAAAACAAAAAUCGAGUUCGUGUUCUUUACUAAUAGAAUUGUUUUAAACCCUAGACGGAUACAUUUGCUGACUUGUGCAGAUUUGUCGAUAGUGUUGUUUCGCUAUGAAUUUUAAUAAUUCUCAACCAACUUAUCAUUCGUUGUGCAAACAGGCAAACUACUUCACUACAGAGGGAAACAAGGUAUAGAAACCAAUCACGAAAAGCAAUAUUAUCAACGUUUUUGGGUGUACUUACUUUAAUAAGGAUCGGUUCAGACAGAAUUGCUCUAGGUUGUUUCACCUAUCCUCAAGAUGACUCCCGAACCUAGAACACUUAGUCGUAGUCGUCCAAAAUGUACUGCCACUUGCGUGUUUCGGAUCCUGUCGUAGGAAUAUGGGUUUGAUCUUCAUAUAUUUUCCAAGCUCAAAACAGUUAGUUUGAAACUACAGCAAGUUUCACCUUCCCGCGAACAUCAAACAAUCUAUGCUUUGGAUAGCGGGUAGUUGAGGUCUCGUACGAGUGAUGUGCAAACUGAGCCAGAAUAAGUGAAUGAGUUAAAUCUUAGCAAUGAGCUGAGAUGAUUUAAAUCACCUUCUUCUUCUUCUUCCUUGGCACUACAACCUCGAGAAGUCGCGCGGCCUGCCAUUUCUGGCUUUCUGUGACUUGAUUUUACUGACUGUCGCCUCACUCAAUGCGAUUUAACUCACUCACUGCGUUUUUACAUCCCUACCUGCGACUUAGCUCACUCGUGAGUUUAACAUCGCAAUACAUUACAUUUUAUCUCAUACACAAAUUUGAUUGACUAAAAUCAUCUUGCCGAUGUGUUUUAAUUUAUCUAAGCGAUAUUUACAUCAAGAGUGAGUUAAAACGAAGCAAGUGAGUUGAAUCGUAAUGAGUGAGUACGGAGCGUUCAAGCACCAAUGAGUUAUUUAGCUCAUGAGUAAAUUAAAAACACUGUGAACGAUUGAUCAGUCGGUUCGGAGGGCUAAAUCAUUUAGCUCAAGAUUAAACUGUUAAACAGGGAGUAUAAGAUUCAGCUCACUCUUCUAACUAAUUCACGUUACUGAGUGGCUAGGCUCCAUCACUAGUCUCGUUCUUCCUUAACACGCUCUUUAAGUUAAGUACACUUCGCAAAAGGUCCUACUUGGCAAGAUUUUUUACCAUGCACCUUAGCCGCAAUAAACAUUGGUUGGACCCAUCCCGUAGGUCUUUUCGUUUCGAUCCACCGUAGUCAGCAAAGGGACAUCGCAACAAGCUUUAGGAUCACCCUGGGUGUAUUCUGUCAUUUUAAGCAUUAUAGUUUGAGAACAUUGCAAUAUAAGGAGUCGUCACAAAAAAAUCGUUCGGGCCACUGACGCAGGUUGAUCCAAUACUAUACUAAACUGUACUGUAGAGAGAUGCCAACAAUUGCUUUUACGUUAGGGAAACAGACUGCAAUAAGGGCUAGUGUCUGGAAGAAGAGAAGGACAUUCGAACACAUUCUCCAUAAAGAUAUAUUUAAAGCUGCAAAAGCAAGCAGGAUAGAGAGAGAGAGAGAGAAGGGAGAGACAAAGAGACCCGCUAUUUUUGUGAAAGGGGAAAGAUAAAAUAAGGACCAUGUGGCUUUCGAAACCGGUGAUCAAGUCAAAAGGGAGGGAAACGUUAGAAUUAAUUGCUUAACAUUUAUCUACCCACAACACUUUAGUUACUGGCAAAGGACGUGCUGUAAAGGUGUGCUGCUACCAAUACUACUUCGUUGCGAACCCUUUUCUUCGUCCACGCUCGUAUUUGAUUAUUUCUUAUUGCAAAGUUGGAAAUGAACGUGUGUUUCCUUCCUUAACGACACAAACAAAAUAAAGAAUCCGUUCAAAUCUCUUUCGUA